This is a messenger RNA of Symbiodinium sp. CCMP2592, 393 nucleotides long. The record is from the annotation of a GenBank genome assembly. NCBI's taxonomy places the organism in Eukaryota, Dinophyceae, Suessiales, Symbiodiniaceae.
AUGGCCAUGAAGAUGCGACAUCGAUUGCACAACCUGGAGUUCAAGCGGCCGACGUCCGUUCCAGAGAGCCUAUCUGUCGCCGGUGUGGAGUCUGAGCCGCAGCCGGCUCGUGCGCCAAAGACGUAUAGCGUGAUGUACAUCGUAGGAACUGACAACUUGGCGGGAUUGAAAACUAUUUUCAAUCAUCCGCUUAGUAUUCUGUUGCUGGCCUGUCCACUCGGGGUCCUGCCGGCACGUCUUGCCCAGGGAUGCACCACCAUACGGGCAGCUACCCUGCCGCGAACCAGCAGCACAGCGGACUGUCUUAUCAGAAUGUUAUGCCGCAGGCUGCUGCGUAGUCUGGCAAUUAAUCAGCAGCUACAAGCGUUUUUUGAACGCGAAUCCUCUCUUUGA